This is a messenger RNA of Jaculus jaculus (lesser Egyptian jerboa), 1912 nucleotides long. RefSeq names its product chromosome 1 C11orf80 homolog (gene Top6bl). Bases 118 to 1830 code for a protein of 570 amino acids. Gene Ontology annotation, biological process: reciprocal meiotic recombination; meiotic DNA double-strand break formation. The transcript has 16 exons. The record is from RefSeq and is a predicted model, not a curated record. Lineage: Eukaryota; Metazoa; Chordata; Mammalia; Rodentia; Dipodidae.
AAGGGCAGGCUCGAGCCGCCGACCCGGGCGAGGGCGCCGGCCCCAGGUUAAAACCCUAGCUGAGGAGGAGGAGGUCGUGACCUCACCCCGGCACCUCGCGGCCGCGCCUGUUGCCGAAUGGAGGGAACGGCCUUGGCCGUGUGCGAGAUUUUGAAAUAUUUGAUCAUUCACUGGAAAUGUCAGACAACAAUAUCAAAGAGAGCAUUGCUAGAAGGGCAGCUCGUGAUUUCCAUAGAAGCAUUAAGUUCUAAGCACCAGCCACAUUCUCUUCAUUGUAUAGCAACCAUUAGUUCUGCAGGGAGCAUAUGUGGUGGUUUGGUCCUUAAGAAGUUUCUAAAAGAAAUACAAUCUAUACUGCCCAGAUUAUCUGCAAAGCUGACUUGCACUUCGGAAGAAAGCAACUGUUUUCAAGACACAUCAAGAGUAACACCCUUCCAGAUAAUUUUUGAGGUUGAUGAAAAGCUCAGAACUUUGAAGACAGGUUGCCUGGUUAUAAAGCAGUUUUUACACAAAAUUGUCAUAGUACACCACAAGAUAAGGUUUAAUUUCAAUGUAAAGGUAAAUGGAAUCCUCUCCACAGUCAUCUUUGGGAUAGAAAACGAACCUACUUUGAGCCUAUCCAAUGGAAUUGCUCUUGUCACAGACAAUCAGCAUUAUAUGAGUAAACCAAAAUUGAGUACAACUGAGUCACACUGCAGCAGAAUCCACCCAGUGCUAGGACAUCCAGUAGCACUUAACAUCCCUGAUGACAUGGCUGGCAUGGACUUGUUAGGACAACUGGUACUGACUCCAGCUGCUGCUCUGUGCCCCAGCCCAAAGGUCUUUCCCAGCCAUCUGAACAGGAUUGCUUCAGUUUCCAUAUUUCUAUAUGGACCUUUGGGUCUACCUCUGAUAUCAUCAAAUCAGGAGCAGCCAAGCACCACUGUCUUCAAAGAUACCUCUUACUUCAUCAACUGGAAGAAGUACCACUUGUGUAUGGUGCCUAAUUUGGAUCUCCAUUUGGAUAGAGACUUUGUGCUUCCGGAUGUGAGUUAUCAAGUGAAAUCCAGUGAGGAGACUCAGCCUCAGGAUGUGGAUCCUCAGGGAUCAACUCUGCUACUUUUCCUCUUUGUGGAUUUCCGCAGUGGAAUUCCAGUCCAGAAAAUGGAAAUCUGGGGAGUCCAUACAUUGCUCACAGCUCAUCUCAGUGCCAUUCUCAUGGAGAGCCACAGCAUGGUACAAGAUUCUAUCCAGAUAACUGUGGACCAGGUCUUGGAGCAGCAUCACCAGGCUACCAAGGCUCAGCAGAAUCUGCAAGCCUCUCUCGCAGUGGCUGUGACUUCCAUCAUGAGUGUGGUGACUGGAAGCACCUGUAGCAGCUUCCGACGGACAUGUCUCCAGGGGCUUCAGGCAGCUGACACACAGGAGUUUGGAACAAAACUGCACAAAAUAUUUCAUGACAUCACCCAGCACCGAUUUCUUCACCACUGCUCAUGUGACAAGGAGCAGCAGGUGACCCCAGAGAGAAGGGACUCAGCACAGCGCACUGAGGACGCACUUGAGAAGAGCAGUGCACAGUUCCUUGCAGACACGGGCGGGCAAGUAGACAAGAAGAAGCUCAAGAGCAGCUUCCGCCAGGGCGCAGAGGAGAUGCACUCUGCCCGAGACCUGGGCCCGCCGCAGGCCACCGUGCGCCGCCUGGAGCCCCCCGCGGCCUCCCUUACAGCGAGCGGAGGGCAAGCCCGCGCGGCAGCGGGCGAGGCCAGCCUCGGGAGCAGCCUGGAGGACACGCUGUGGCUGCAGGAGGUCUCCAAUCUGUCGGAGUGGCUGAGUCCUGGCCCCAGGCCCUGAGUCUCGGGCGUGGGUGGUGGGGGGUCAGGAGGCCGCGCGAGGUGUGUGUACUCGGUGGUUUAAUAAAGAUGCUCCUCGCGAA